This is a messenger RNA of Fonsecaea nubica, 2589 nucleotides long. RefSeq lists its product as hypothetical. Gene Ontology annotation, cellular component: nucleolus. The coding region runs from base 1 to 2589 and encodes 862 amino acids. Gene Ontology annotation, biological process: ribosomal small subunit biogenesis. The record is from RefSeq and is a predicted model, not a curated record. The transcript has a single exon. Gene Ontology annotation, molecular function: protein binding; RNA binding. NCBI's taxonomy places the organism in Eukaryota, Fungi, Ascomycota, Eurotiomycetes, Chaetothyriales, Herpotrichiellaceae.
AUGUCGCGACACAACGCGCGAGCCCGAAAUGGCCUGAAGUUACCCUUUGCGCUUGAAAAGGAACUCGGGCUAGAGUACAGGUCGCAACCAAGCGCUAGAGGUGGGCGGCGACAGCAGCAAAAUGGCUCGGUGCAGAGCAGAAAAGAGCAGCGCAAGGUGCAAAGACUGGAGAAGAGACAGAAUAGCAGGGGUAGAAGAUCCCAAACGGGACCGCUGGUGACAGAAAACGGGCUCCCAGAUGAAGACUCGGACGCAGAUGAAGUCGACGAACCCAACCUCGUGCACGUUGUGUCGAAAAGAGACGCCGUGAAAUCAAAGGUUCCGCAAAAUGACCCGAAGAAGCUAAAAUCAAUCCUCAAAAAGCAAAGAAUCCCAUCUCCAUCGUUGUCUGAAACCUCUCUUCCCCCACGAUCACGGUCCUCCUCUCCCGGUCUCGUUCUCGACGCCAAUUCCCAAGCCUUCAGAGAGCGGGCCGCACAGGAUGAUGCUGAGAUUGCAGCACUUGAGAGAAAACUAGGCUUGAAGAAGAGGAAAACGCCGAAGUCUUUUGCCGACGAUGGGUUGGACGAGUUACUCGAGGGGCUGGACGCAGAGGAUGGGGGUGUCAAGAGGAAGAGCGAAAGCGAGACGUGGUUGGAGAGGAAGAGAAGGAAACCUGAUACUGAGGACAGUGAGCUUACUGAGGACGAUUUUGACCUUGAAGACGAGAGCGAGGAUGACGAGCUUGAUGAAUUCGAGGCUGAUCAAGGAGACAGUGGUGAUCUGUCGGACGAGGACCUGGGAGAGGAGUCCGACAAGGAUGAGUCCGAAGACGCUUCGGGGCGAGCAAGUGAGGGCUCGUUUGAAGGCUUCGAGUCAGAUGAAGAGAUGCCCGACAUCCAACCCAAAAAGGCUCGAGAGAAUCCUUACGUCGCCCCAGUCCCCCAAACAGCCACAGGGAAAUACAUUCCGCCAUCAUUGAGAAAAGCACAAAACUCCGAAGGUCCUUCACUGGAAAGACUGAAAAGGCAACUUCAAGGCCACCUAAACAAGUUAUCAGAAGCGAACCUCGUCUCAAUACUAGGAGAGGUCGAGAAGCUCUACCAGUCUAACCCUAGGCAGGACGUUACAAUCGCCCUGAUCGACCUUCUUUUGACCUUGUUCUGUAACAAAUCAACUCUCUCAAACACCUUUGUUAUCCUUCACGCGGCAUUCGCCACCGCAGUAUACAAGGUUGUUGGCGUGGAUUUUGGUGCGGAGCUCCUUUCUCAGUUGAUCGAGCGACUUGAUCAAUAUCGCAGCGAUACUGCUACUGGCAAAGAGGCACUCAACCUGAUAAGUCUUCUCAGUCACCUCUUCACAUUCCGUCUCAUUAGCAGCACCAUCAUCUUCGACUACGUACGAUUAUUGCUCGAGCGACUAAGCGAGAACAACACGGAGUUGUUGCUGCGUCUAGUCCGGGACUGUGGCCAGCAAUUAAGGCAAGAUGAUCCAUCCUCGCUCAAAGAUAUCGUUCAAAUCAUGCAAAAGGAGGCCGCCCGAAUGAAUUCGGCAGGAGAACAGAUGAGCGUACGGACGAAAUUCAUGAUCGAAACGAUUACGGAUUUGAAGAACAACAAGAUGAAAGCUGCGGCGAAUAAUGCAGGCGUAGCAAGUGAGCACAUCACACUGAUGCGGAAGGUGCUUGGUUCGUUGAAUAACAGCCGCACGGUGAGGGCAUCCGAGCCGUUGCGAAUCACGAGGGAUGAUAUCAAGAACAGCGACAAGAAGGGGAAAUGGUGGUUAGUGGGAGCCAGCUGGAAAGGUCAUGAGCCUACAGAAGCACCAGCUGAAGGACGAAGUGACGACUCGAUCGCGAUGAAUAGUGUUGGACUUGAUGACGAUGAUUCAGUCGAUCUCCUCGCCCUAUCACGCCAUUACGGUAUGAACACCGACAUUCGGCGCUCCAUCUUUGUCGCCCUUCUCUCGGCAGUGGACUACCAAGAUGCGCAUCUACGCCUCCUCAAACUGCGUCUCAAGCGCACCCAAGAGCAGGAGAUCCCCAAAGUCCUGCUUCGCUGCAGCGCCGGUGAAAAUCCAUACAACCACUAUUACACCCUCGUGGCGAGGAAGUUGUGCCUGGACAAGAAGAUGCGCAAGGCCUUUCAGUUUGCACUAUGGGAUUUCUUCAGGAGGAUGGGCGAGAAGCCGCCUCGGGAAGACGAUGAAGAAGAAGAUAUGGGAGAAGACGAUCAAGAAGUGGGACUCACCGAGAUCGCCAACGUCGCGCGGCUAUAUGCUUGUCUGAUCAUGGAUGGAGCCGAAACACUGGGCGUAUUGAAAGUGCUGGAGCUCGCCUACAUCAAGGAACGGACAACCAUGUUUGUAGAACUCUUGCUCAUCAUUAUCAUGACCGAGGCGAAAGACAAACCGGACGCGUUGACCAAAGUGUUUGAGCGCGCAGCUGAGACGCCUCAGAUCAUCAAGAGGUUGCAGUUCUUCAUCAAGAAAAAUGUGCGGACUUCAGAUCUGGUCGGAAAGAAGGAAAGAGACAUCGUCAAACGAGGCUGCCAAACUGCUCUCGAGACACUGAGAAGACUCGAGGUAAUGGACGAUGAGGCUGAUGUGUGA